AUGCGAACGUCUGCAUUCUUUCUAAUAGCCACAACUUUGUCAGUAAGCGAUGCUUUCCUAUUUAAUCUUCUCGGAUUAGGAGGAGGAGGAGGAUGUGGUUGUGUAUGUUGCCCGGCUCCUCCACCUCCGCCUCCGCCUUGUGUAUGUCCUGCACCACCACCAUGCCCUCCACCAUGUCCUGCUCCACCACCACCAAUUCCAUAUCAUCGGCCACCGUCGUACUACCCACCACCACCACGUUACGCGAUUCCUCCGAGCAAAUACGUUGGGAAGUAG
Necator americanus (New World hookworm) is the source of this 276-nucleotide messenger RNA. RefSeq lists its product as uncharacterized. Lineage: Eukaryota; Metazoa; Nematoda; Chromadorea; Rhabditida; Ancylostomatidae. The transcript is spliced from 3 exons. The record is from RefSeq and is a predicted model, not a curated record. The coding region runs from base 1 to 276 and encodes 91 amino acids.